CAUUUUCCCUCUUUGUACGCAACCAUUCACUAUGCCUCUGGCCAUGACCACACCGCGCGCCCGCUUGAGCGACGAGCGCAAGCGCCACGUCUACAUGAUCGCACAACUUUUGAACGACAGCGCGUCCAAGGCACCGCUGCCCCCCAUGCCCGCUCCAUGAAGGUCGUGCGCCUCGCGCUCAAGAUGGAACAAAAGCUCUUUGACGCGACGCACGGCCGCAAGCUCAGCGAUACGUCGAUUCAAAAGUACCUCGUGGUCCUCGCAGCACGCGCUUGCAAGAGCUGGGUGCGCACCGUGCCAAUCUAA
Messenger RNA from Saprolegnia parasitica CBS 223.65, 306 nucleotides. RefSeq lists its product as hypothetical. The annotation marks the transcript as partial. Lineage: Eukaryota; Oomycota; Saprolegniomycetes; Saprolegniales; Saprolegniaceae. The record is from RefSeq and is a predicted model, not a curated record. The transcript has a single exon.